UUAUAUAUAUAAGCCAGUGACUUCACCUGGCUGAACCCUAGAGCCGUUUUUCAAUCGCACAACAGCAGAUCAGCAAAAAUGGCUUCUCUGUGUCGUUUCAAACCGAAAAAACUCUCCACUAUUUCACCAAGAUCAACAUCCUUCUUCUACAGCUCCGAAUCCCUCAACAACCCGGACCCGAGCACCCGAAUUCCGACAACUCACAAUCCUAAAACCCCAGAAAAAGUAGAAGAUCUCAUUUGCAGAAUGAUGUCUACUCGCGUGUGGACUACACGCCUUCAGAACUCCAUUAGGAAUCUUGUUCCUUCAUUUGACCAUGAACUUGUUUACAAUGUGUUACACAAUGCAAAAAACUCUGAACAGGCGUUACAGUUCUUUAGAUGGGUAGAAAGAUCCGGUCUUUUCAGGCAUGACAGAGAAACCCAUUUCAAGAUUAUUCAGAUUCUUGGUAGGUCUGAGAAGCUUAAUCAUGCUAGGUGUAUACUUCUUGAUAUGCCUAAUAAGGGUGUUGAUUGGGAUGAGGAUUUAUGGGUUUUGAUGAUUGAUAGUUAUGGUAAAGCUGGGAUUGUUCAAGAGAGUGUCAAGUUGUUUCAGAAAAUGGAAGAGUUAGGUGUUGAAAGGACCAUUAAAUCCUAUAAUGCUUUGUUUAAUGUGAUAACGCGUCGAGGGCGAUAUAUGAUGGCCAAGAGGUAUUUCAAUAAGAUGGUUAAUGAGGGUAUUGAGCCGACUACGCACACUUAUAAUCUGUUGAUUUGGGGUUUCUUUUUAUCGUCUAAGCCGGAUACUGCGAUUAGGUUCUUUGAGGCUAUGAAGAGUAGGGAGAUUAGUCCUGAUGUAGUGACUUAUAAUACUAUGAUUAAUGGCUAUAACCGGGCUAAGAAAAUUGAAGAGGCCGAGAAGUACUUUGUGGAAAUGAAGGCGAGGAAUAUAGAACCGAAUGUGAUCAGUUAUACCACCCUGAUAAAAGGAUAUAGUUUGGUUGUGCGAGUAGAUGAUGCAUUGAGAUUGUUUGAAGAGAUGAAGAGUUUUGGUAUUAAACCGAAUGCCAUUACGUACUCAACACUGUUGCCUAGUCUAUGUGAGGGACAGAAAAUGUCUGAAGCUAGGAUGAUUUUGAAGGAGAUGGAAGAGAAGUAUAUUGCACCAAAGGAUAACUCUGUAUUCAUAAGAUUAAUCUCUGGACAGUGUGAGGCAGGUGAUUUGGAUGCUGCAGCUGAUGUUCUGAAAGCUAUGAUCAGGUUGAGUGUUCCCACCGAGGCUGGGCAUUAUGGUGUCUUAAUUGAGAAUUUCUGCAAGGCUGGUGUCUGCGAUCGAGCUGUCAAAUUGCUGGAUAAGCUUAUUGAGAAAGAAAUCAUCUUGAGUAGUAGUUUGCCUAUGGAACAAAGUGCAUAUAAUCUGAUUAUUGAUUACCUAUGCAAUAAUGGCCAGACAAGUAAGGCUGAAACUCUAUUUAGACAGUUGAUGAAAAUUGGGAUUCAAGAUCCUGUUGCCUUUAACAAUCUCGUCUGUGGGCACUCAAGAGAAGGGGCUCCUGAUUCGGCCUUUGAAAUUUUGAAGAUUAUGGGCAGGAGAAAGGUUCUUUCUGAUGGUAUUGCUCACAAGUCACUUGUUGAGAGCUAUCUGAAGAAAGGGGAGCCUGCUGAUGCUAAAGCUGCUUUGGACAAUAUGCUUGAACAGGGACAUGAACCCGACUCAUUGUUGUAUAGAUCAGUGAUGGAGAGCCUGAUGGGAGAUGGAAGGGUUCAAACAGCAAGUCGAGUGAUGAAGAUUAUGUUGGAGAAGGGAGUCAAAGAACACAUGGAUUUAAUUUCUACUAUCUUGGAAGCCCUCCUAAUGAGGGGCCAUGUUGAGGAGGCCCUUGGAAGAAUUGAAUUGUUGUUACACAGCGGUCUCUCACCUGAUAUUGACGGUCUCUUGUCCGCUCUAUGUGACAAAGGAAAAACAGCUGCUGCUCUAAAGCUGUUAGAUUUUGGUUUAGAGAGAGAUUGUACCAUAGACUUUUCAAGCUAUGAUAAGGUGCUGGAUUCUCUUGUAGCUGCUGGGAAGACACUUAAUGCUUAUUCUAUGUUGUGCAAGAUGAUGGAAAAAGGAGGAGUUAAAGAUCACAAGAGUUGUGAGGAGUUGAUUAAGAGCCUCAAUCAAGAGGGAAACACAAAGCAAGCAGAUAUUCUAAGAAGAAUGAUCAUCGGAAAGGAUACAACUCUUGACAGCAAGAAAGCAAAGAAAAAGACAGCCAUUGCUACCUGAUUCCGAGAAGUUUUAGAAUGGAAACAGGUUAUGCUUCAGCCAAACCAUCUUUAAGUGCGCUGAGCUUUCCCUGGCAAUUUAAAUGUGGAAACUGUUAUUAUGCAAAAGUUGACAACUUGUUUUCAGAAGUGAACUUCCUUCAUUUCCAUUGCAAACUUCAACUCAAUCAGCGUAAGAUACUAGUCAGAGUUGGUUCAUCUGGGCGUUACCAAGGGGUGAGGUUACAAUAGGAUUGCAUCAUGGUCAAGUAUAAACAGCGAUGGGCGUUUGUUUUUUUCUUGGUUGGCCCGUAAAAUGGUUUUCUUAUUUAGCUUUUCUGAGUAGCAACUCAUGUUUAACUCAUAGGAACACAGAGUCAAUCUCUCUGAACUUUGCUGCUUGAUUCAAAUUGAAUUUGGGUACGGUAUGGCAAACAUCUACCCGAAGUUUGGGCAGAUAAAUAUGAGUUUUGCUAACUAGUCAACAUCAUUUUCCGUUCUA
Nicotiana tabacum (common tobacco) is the source of this 2727-nucleotide messenger RNA. RefSeq names its product large ribosomal subunit protein mL102 (rPPR5). The record is from RefSeq and is a predicted model, not a curated record. Gene Ontology annotation, molecular function: protein binding. Lineage: Eukaryota; Viridiplantae; Streptophyta; Magnoliopsida; Solanales; Solanaceae.